AUCUACUGUACUUUACAUUCUUACUUUACUAUAUAAACAUUUCUGAGAUCCAGAGGGACUGGACCUGUGCAAAACCCAUCCGCAAUUCCUGAUUAAAAUUCAGAGCGUCGACACAGUCAACUCCCUCGUACAAUGGCUCCAACAUAUCAAUCCGUUUAUUUGAAUCAGGCUGUCCCCGACACCUCAGGUUCCUUCCAGAUUGUUUCGCCGCCCGGCACUGAUAUCUGGGACAAACCACCAUCAACCCAUUCAUUCAAUGCCCCCAUCAUCUAUCAGACCAUCACUGUCGGUGCCUUCAAGUCAGCAAGGGUCUCAGUGUCCUCCGAUUGGAAGGAUCAAUAUGAUCAAGGCGGUCUCGUCCUCAUCGCCAAAUCAGCCGAUACUACUCGAUGGGUCAAAACUGGGGUAGAGUUUGAGUAUGGAGUACCUAAUAUUAGUACCGUUGCCAAAGAUCAAUGGUCCGAUUGGAGUCUGAGGCCACUUUUAGCCGAGUCCAUCAACGAUGCCACCGUCGAGAUUGAAAUUGUCGAGGAUGGAAGUUUAUGGGUGUGGUUGAUAGGCUCUGAUGGAAAGAAGGCGGCCCUAAGAGAGGUCACGUGGUGGAAAGCCCUUGACCCAUCCACUCAGGUCUGGGUUGGCGUCUAUGUCGCCAAACCUGCGCCCCAAGGACAAAAACACGACUUGACGGUUGACUUCAAGGAUCUCUCGGUCGUGACCCGAUAAAAAGAGGUAUAUUCAGUGCAAGACGAUGUCUGGCUGUCAGCUAGUAAUCAUGUCUCGAGCAUGCUUCCUUCGACGAGCAAAGGAACAGCUGCAUCAGCUGCACAUAGCUUUGCAGAUUAGACUGCCUUUUCAAAAAUGGAUUAUGAAUGUUUUCUAGUAGGGC
Molecule: messenger RNA, 886 nt
Organism: Exophiala mesophila
Lineage: Eukaryota; Fungi; Ascomycota; Eurotiomycetes; Chaetothyriales; Herpotrichiellaceae
Exons: 1
Coding region: 133-723 (196 amino acids)
Source: RefSeq, a predicted model, not a curated record